This is a messenger RNA of Homalodisca vitripennis (glassy-winged sharpshooter), 303 nucleotides long. RefSeq lists its product as uncharacterized. Lineage: Eukaryota; Metazoa; Arthropoda; Insecta; Hemiptera; Cicadellidae. The record is from RefSeq and is a predicted model, not a curated record. The transcript has 2 exons. Bases 1 to 303 code for a protein of 100 amino acids.
AUGUUGAGCAGAGAGUCCUGUGACCUGGCACUUAACGUGACACAGGAUCUCAUCUCCACGUUCUCUAGAGACUUGGACGCGCUUCUCACCAUAACAUCACAGAUAUUCAAGUUGUUCAUCAGCCUUGUCAAGGAUCGCGGCGGCAGAGGAUGUGUCAAGGAGCUGAAGGAGAGUUUCCAGACCAUUUCAAAGAAAGAAUCAAAGGUAUUCAAGAGCUGUAUGACGCUGCCAUUUCACAAGCAGGUCGAGCUAAAAGAAGGAAGUAGUCUCUUUCCACAACGAAUACCAGAAUGCAUUUCAUGA